Molecule: messenger RNA, 5110 nt
Organism: Triplophysa rosa
Lineage: Eukaryota; Metazoa; Chordata; Actinopteri; Cypriniformes; Nemacheilidae
Gene: grin1a
Product: glutamate receptor, ionotropic, N-methyl D-aspartate 1a
Exons: 22
Coding region: 456-3296 (946 amino acids)
Biological process (GO): chemical synaptic transmission; monoatomic ion transport; ionotropic glutamate receptor signaling pathway
Cellular component (GO): plasma membrane; synapse; NMDA selective glutamate receptor complex
Molecular function (GO): NMDA glutamate receptor activity
Source: RefSeq, a predicted model, not a curated record
GGGGCGCGCGUAAAAGAGCGAGCACAGCUGUCAGCACCAAGGACAGCUCUCCGCCGCGAGCGUCGCAUCAGCUCUCAAGCAGAACAACAGCCGACGGACAGAGAGGCGCACGAUACGCGACGCAUCACAUAUUUUUGCUGUCGGGCUUUGUGCGUCUUGCGCUCUCCGUUAGUCUGUAAAAUCAGUUUAUAGAGGAAAUGCUGCAAUGAAGGCAGUGGUCUCGGUGUACAGAGCAAAUGCCAUUGGAUAAAUGCGCGGCUAGAACCAGGGACCAUGCACAUAUCGCCGCAGUGUAAGUGAAUUUUGCACCGGGGAUUUUUUAAAUCUAGGCAAUUUUGUUGUUUCUCCAGUAAAGAGAAGGUGAGGUGCUAUCCGAGGGUGCAUCUCUACCACCCUCCAGCAGCACUAAAAGGGAACGGCGGUGGAUCGGUGCGCUUUUAUUUGCCGUUCACACGAUGCGUCUGCUUCUGUUAGUCGCGUUUUUCUCCUGCUUCUGCGUGCGGGGCGGCUGCGAACCCAAGAUUGUGAACAUCGGGGCCGUCCUGAGCCAGAAGAGAUACGAGCAGGUGUUUAAAGAUGCCGUCACCCAGGCGAACCAGGUGUACGGACGGGAUAAAUUCAAGUUGACCGCCAUCUCUGUCACUCACAAAGCCAACGCCAUUCAGAUGGCGCUGUCGGUGUGCGAGGAUCUUAUUUCCAGUCAGGUGUACGCCAUCCUUGUAAGCCAUCCACCACAAUCUAAUGACCAUCUCACUCCCACGCCAGUGUCCUACACUGCGGGAUUCUACAGGAUCCCUGUAGUGGGGCUCACCACCAGGAUGUCCAUUUAUUCAGACAAGAGCAUCCAUCUCUCAUUCCUGCGUACAGUGCCACCCUACUCUCACCAGGCACAGGUGUGGUUUGACAUGAUGCGCGAGUUUCGCUGGAAUCACAUCAUUCUAAUCGUCAGUGACGACCACGAAGGCCGUGCUGCGCAGAAAAGACUAGAAACGCUGCUGGAGGAGCGAGAAACCAAGAAUAAAAAAAGGAACUAUGAGAACCAAGACCAACUGUAUGACAACAAAAGAGGACCUAAGGCCGAGAAAGUGCUUCAGUUCAACCAGGAGACUAACUUGACCGCUCUGCUCCUGGAGGCCAAAGAGCUGGAGGCCCGAGUGAUCAUUCUGUCUGCCAGUGAGGAAGACGCAGCCGCCGUGUACAAAACAGCACGCUUUCUCAACAUGACAGGCUCAGGCUACGUGUGGCUGGUGGGGGAGCGCGAGAUGUCCGGUAAAGCUUUGAGCGAGGCCCCUGACGGCCUGAUCGGCCUCCAGCUUAUCAACGGCAAGAAUGAAUCUGCGCACAUCAGCGACGCCGUUGCAGUCGUAGCCCAAUCCAUCCAAGAGCUCUUCGAGAAAGAAAACAUCACGGAACCGCCGAGGGGCUGCGUGGGCAACACCAACAUCUGGAAAACUGGGCCACUCUUUAAAAGGGUAUUGAUGUCAUCGAAGUACCCGGAGGGCCUGACGGGACGUGUUGAGUUUAAUGACGACGGCGACAGAAAAUACGCUCAUUACAGCAUUCUGAACUACCAGAAGACUAGACUGAUUCAAGUUGGCAUUUACAACGGAACACAGGUAGUGAUGAACAAACAGAGGAAGAUCAUUUGGCCGGGAGGUGAAACCGAGAGACCGAGAGGAUUCCAAAUGUCUACUCGCUUAAAGAUUGUGACCAUUCAUCAGGAACCCUUUGUGUAUGUAAAACCAACCACGUUGGAGGGAACCUGCAAGGAAGAGUACACACCGAAUGGAGUCUUAAUAAAAAAGGUGAUCUGCACUGGACCAAAUGAGACCAUCCCAGGACGCCCAAUAGUACCCCAGUGUUGCUACGGAUUUUGCGUUGAUCUCUUGAUCAAGUUGGCGAUGACCAUGAACUUCACCUACGAAGUACACCUGGUGGCAGAUGGUAAAUUCGGAACUCAGGAAAGAGUGAAUAACAGUAACAAGAAGGAAUGGAAUGGCAUGAUGGGAGAGCUCCUGGGUGGCUUGGCCGACAUGAUUGUAGCUCCGUUGACAAUUAAUAAAGAACGAGCCCAGUACAUCGAAUUCUCCAAACCUUUCAAAUAUCAGGGACUCACUAUUCUUGUUAAAAAGGAAAUUCCCCGCAGUACGCUGGACUCGUUUAUGCAGCCAUUCCAGAGCACACUGUGGCUACUGGUGGGUCUAUCGGUGCAUGUGGUGGCGGUGAUGCUUUACCUACUAGACCGAUUCAGCCCAUUUGGAAGGUUUAAAGUAAACAGCGAAGAAGAAGAAGAAGACGCCCUCACCUUAUCUUCCGCUAUGUGGUUCUCCUGGGGAGUCUUGUUGAACUCUGGAAUCGGAGAAGGUGCCCCGCGUAGUUUUUCAGCAAGAAUCUUGGGAAUGGUGUGGGCCGGCUUCGCUAUGAUAAUAGUUGCAUCCUAUACUGCCAACCUGGCUGCCUUCCUGGUGUUGGAUCGGCCUGAGGAACGCAUCACCGGCAUCAAUGACCCGAGGCUGAGGAACCCAUCAGACAAGUUCAUCUAUGCCACAGUAAAGCAGAGCUCGGUGGAUAUUUACUUCCGCCGUCAAGUUGAGCUGAGCACCAUGUACCGCCACAUGGAGAAGCACAACUACGAGAGCGCGGCGGAAGCCAUUCAGGCUGUCCGGGACAACAAGCUGCAUGCUUUCAUCUGGGACUCUGCGGUGCUGGAGUUUGAAGCCUCGCAGAAGUGCGACCUGGUGACCACGGGAGAGCUGUUUUUCCGUUCGGGCUUUGGCAUAGGCAUGCGCAAGGACAGCCCCUGGAAACAGAAUGUGUCCCUGGCUAUUCUCAGUUCCCAUGAGAAUGGCUUCAUGGAGGACCUUGAUAAAACCUGGGUGAGAUACCAGGAGUGUGACUCAAGAAGCAAUGCCCCAGCCACACUCACUUUUGAAAAUAUGGCAGGUGUCUUCAUGCUUGUCGCUGGUGGCAUUGCGGCCGGAAUCUUCUUAAUCUUCAUUGAGAUCGCAUAUAAGCGCCAUAAAGACGCCCGCAGGAAGCAGAUGCAGCUAGCCUUUGCGGCCGUCAACGUUUGGAGGAAGAACUUACAGCCCUCUUCCUCUGUAGAGACUCAGGAUGAUAGGAAAAGUGGUAGAACAGACAGCGACCCAAAAAAGAAACCCUCUUUUAGGUCCAUCAGUACCAACCUGGCCUCCAGCAUCAAGAGACGUAGGUCCUCCAAAGACACGCAAUUCCCACCAACAGACAUUACGGGCCAACUCAACUUGUCUGACCCGUCUGUCAGCACGGUGGUGUGAGAGAGGGAGAGUUUUCAAAACACCUGUUCAUUCUUUAAAGACGAUGGAACUAGAGAGGAGAAUUGUUGUCCGACUCCUAGGUUUACACAGUGGAUUCAUCACGGACGAGAACGGAGCCACUUCACCUUUGUGAGGAGCCAACAUAUCUCCACAUCUAUUGCGAAACCUGUCAGGACAGAAUGGCUAACUGCAGGGGACGGCACCGCGGCACAUACUCACAGCUUCGUGCUAAACUUAGUCUAUUUUAUCUAAGUUGUAGUUUACCAAGUUGUAUAUAUUCUUUAUGAUUAUUAACAGUGUAGUGAUUCUUCUUAUGUUAAGUGGAUUACGUAUUACAGUAUCAUUUCAUUCUUAGAGCGAAGAACAAAAUAAUCUCAAGGUCAAUUCUGAGGCCAGUAUUCAACAAGCAAACUAGCUGUUAUAGUUAUAAGAUUUAUUGUAUUCAUUCUUUACACACGACUUUGAAAAGUUAUAUAUUUAUGUACUUUCAACAGACUUUGUCUUAUUAUAAUCGUUUUUAAUAAUUUAUCAAAUCUAGUUUAUGAAGCGGUACGUCAGCCAUGACAGAAAUUACCUGUGAUGUUUAAAAAAAAAUUGCCCAUAAGCCAUGUCACUUUUUUUAGAAAAUCAACCCUUUUGCAUGUAAUGUGCAUGCAAAGUAUCCCCCAAAGCCUAUGGAGAACAAAUAUGUGCACAUCUAUGAGAGAAAAACAUUUUUAUUAAUGCUGUUAAUGUCAGAUCUUGGACUUUUGAAGUGGAUUAGUGUAUACUGCACGCCACAUUAAACUCUCCUUCAAACACAAAAAGAAUUCUUCCUCUGUAAAGUCGUCGAGCAGCGGUUCUCAGCUUCAGUCAGCAGGGUGCAUCAAGGGGCCGAGUUUUUCCAUCCAACUAGCACUUGGCUUCCCGUGCAAAACAUCUCUACGUCAACCCCCCCCCCCCGACCUUAGAGACCUUUUACACGAGGAAACCCCAAGUGUGCUGCUUUGUUUUCGAAUCUGGUGCUGCAGUUUUGUAUACACCCAUUGGUUAGAUGUAAAAACUGGCCGUUUCCCAAGUUCUGAGGUUGAGAAACAUUGACAAAGCUGCUCGGACUGCUUACUGUAAAUGAUCACUCAUUGCUAUCUAUUUGUGACCUGUAAAACUCCCCUGCAAGAGAGAUAUCUCAUCGAGCAUUUUAAUGAGAAUAGAAGCUUUAUUAUGCAUAUGAAAUGAUGCAGUUUGCAAAAUGUUGAUUGUAUUUAUACUUGACAUGAAUAUUCACAUUUGUAAAUGCGGAACUGUUAAAAUUGUUAACUGUUUAAAUUGAACAAAACACACUUUUUGUUUGUUUAUUUGUUUGUUUUAUACAGAUUCCAAAUAUCAAUUGUGUUAGACAUGAUGAUCUGUUUCUGUUGAGCACUUUAACAAGUUAAAUUUACUAUGAACAUAAACUAUGUUUUCCCAUUGCUUGGAUCAAUGGUUUGUACUCAAGAAACUGGUUUGUACUCAAGAGGCACAAUGUCUUAAAGUCUACCUGACAUGUUCGGGUGUGUGUUGCAUCAGUGUAUGCUGCUUGAAUUACUCGACUGUCAUGUGAUUUUGAGAAAAUGUUGAUAAAAGGGAGCGUUUUGUGUGAGAAUCACAUUGUAAAUGACUAUAAUUGCAUCACACACCCACAUGCAUCAACACACACACAUACACUAAGCAUUAGUCUUAUUUAAAUGAGCGCUAUAGUUGAGAUAUUUCCUGAAAUACAACACACAAUGUUUGCAUUUUGACAAGAAUAUAUAUAACUCAGAUUUCUGUGCCAAUAAAAUUGUGCCAACUGCAGA